AGCUGUGCGUGCAACUCGGUUGUGUUUUGGUUUUUCUUAAAAUUGCUAUAAAAUUAAACAGUGUGUACAUUAAAUUCAAAUGCAAGCACAAAUGAUGCAGCGCAGCUGGCGCAGAUCAAUGCCACUGGCUAUUACCAUAGCUAGACGUAACCUGAGCAUGGAGUUGCCAGCGGAGCAGCCCAUGGAUGCCUUUGAGCGUGAGCAUAUGCAGCAGCGCAUACAUAUUACGCCCUUUCAGCGGCUGCUGCUUGGAGCAGGCUCAUCCGUAGCCGCACUGCUGGAUCCCAGAAGACACGACAUGAUUGCCUGCUUGGGAGAGACCACAGGCGAGGAGGCCUUGUUAAAUAUUCUGGAUAGCAUGCAGGCCAGCGAGGAGGGUCGUCGCAUCUUGGCGGAGAAGCCACGCAUCAAUACCACUACCAUAGACUUUAAACGCUUGGAAGCGCUGCCGGCUGAUAGUUUUGGCGCUACAUAUGCCAAGUUUCUCAAAGAUAACCAAGUUACACCAGAUAGCCGCAUGCCAGUGCGGUUUCUGGAGGAUCCGCUCUUGGCCUAUUUGAUGACACGCUAUCGCGAGUGCCAUGAUCUGCUGCACACUGUGCUGGGCAUGCCCACCAAUAUGCUGAGUGAGGUGGCCGUCAAGUGGGUGGAGGCGCUAAAUACUGGUCUACCCAUGUGCUAUGGCGGCGCUAUCUUUGGUGCAGCGCGCUUGCGUCCCAAACAUCGUCGCGCUUACUUGAAGCGCUACCUGCCCUGGGCCAUAGAAAAUGGCAAGCAUGUCAAGCCUCUCAUGCCAGUUUACUGGGAGCAGCGCUGGGAGCAAAACGUGCAUGACUUGCGCGCUGAAUUAGGCAUUAAGUUAUUGCAAUAAAUUUUAUUCGUUUUUCAAACACGAUAGCUUUUAAAUUAAAAACGCGAUAUCAUUCGAUAACUUUAGUGAUCGUGGCUUUGCGCAUG
This is a messenger RNA of Drosophila busckii, 957 nucleotides long. It is a transcript of the gene Coq4, whose product is annotated as ubiquinone biosynthesis protein COQ4 homolog, mitochondrial. Gene Ontology annotation, biological process: ubiquinone biosynthetic process. The transcript is spliced from 4 exons. NCBI's taxonomy places the organism in Eukaryota, Metazoa, Arthropoda, Insecta, Diptera, Drosophilidae. The record is from RefSeq and is a predicted model, not a curated record. The coding region runs from base 80 to 871 and encodes 263 amino acids. Gene Ontology annotation, cellular component: mitochondrial inner membrane; mitochondrion.